Anopheles stephensi (Asian malaria mosquito) is the source of this 1504-nucleotide messenger RNA. Its product is annotated as odorant receptor 13a-like. The transcript has 7 exons. Bases 31 to 1224 code for a protein of 397 amino acids. Gene Ontology annotation, cellular component: plasma membrane. NCBI's taxonomy places the organism in Eukaryota, Metazoa, Arthropoda, Insecta, Diptera, Culicidae. The record is from RefSeq and is a predicted model, not a curated record. Gene Ontology annotation, biological process: sensory perception of smell; detection of chemical stimulus involved in sensory perception of smell. Gene Ontology annotation, molecular function: olfactory receptor activity; odorant binding.
UUUGUCUUACGGCUGGGUAACGGCACGGAAAUGGUUCGCUUGGUACUGCACGAGGUGCGCUACGUGCUGAUAGCAAUGUUUUAUUCUACUCGCUGUUUAACAGCAAAAAUACAAAAUUCGCUGGUGGAUAAUUACAUUUACUGGUUUCUAACGCUGAUUCCGACCGCCAUGCUGUGUGUUCCGCAGUUUGCGUAUCUGCUCGUCGAUUCGAAAGGUCUCAUCGAUUUCGUGUCGGUACUGGUGCCCUUCACCGAGAUACUGCUGACCAAUCUGAAAAUGAUUAUUUGCAACAUAAAGAGGGAAAAAAUUAUUAAACUCAUAAACGAAAUACAAGCCGAGUGGACGGAAUAUCAAAAGUCGGACCAACACGAAAUACAAUCGCUAAUUACGUCCACUGCCAAGAAGACGCGCAUUUUCGUUAUCAUCUACACGGCAUCGUUCGUGCUCAUCUGCUUGGAGUAUGCAUCGAUGCCGUUGUUCAAGUUUGUGUACUUUAGUUUAUUUUCUGAAAACCAUGCCAACUUUACCGUCACGAUACCGUACUCAUCGAGAUUCUUUUUCAGCACAGAUACCAGCGCCAGCUUCUCGUUGACGUAUUUCUUCGUGAUGAUAGCGGUCUACAUGCUGGCACUAACGCUCAGCGGUUUCGACAGCCUUUUUGCGACGCUCGCCAUGCACAUUACGACGAUGUUUCAGUUUUUGAAAAUAGAAAUCGACCAGCUGGGAUUGGAUAUGCGGGCUGGUACGGGCCGUGCAGAGCUUCGUGACAAGAUGAAACGAAUCAUUCUGAAGCACAAAACUAAUCUUUCUCUAAUCGAAGAGCUAGAGGAUGGCUUUAGCUUCUACUUGAUGGUACAAUUUCUGACCAGUUCGUUCGUCGUUUGUGUUGUGUUCUACGAGUUAACGAUCGUGUUUGGCUGGAAUGAGGAUACCUUUAAAACGCUCACCUAUCUACCGGGCGCCAUACUGCAGCUCUAUCUCUUCUGCUGGUACGCGCAGAACAUCACCGAAGAGGCGAGACUAGUAUCCGACCAUAUCUACAACACCCCGUGGUACUUGUGUGACCUUGCACUGCAAAAAACGAUUCUCACGUUCAUGGUGAAGGCACAGAAACCGACCGGUGUAACGGCGUCAAAGUUUUACAUGGUCACAUUGCAGAGCUUUCAGAGGAUAAGCAGCACCUCUUACUCUUAUUUUACGCUGCUACAAACCAUCAACCAAUAGUGAUAAUAAAUUGCUUUAAGAAUUGUUCGAUUGGUACCUAAAUGAGAAAAUGCCUCUUCGUUGAGUUUAUAUUGAAGUAAAAGCGCCUGAAAGUAUGCAAUUGCUAUUACCGAAUGACGCUACAUGCUAUUACCAUUACAUUGCAUAUCGUCAAGGCGCAUAAGUAGGCUAUAAGCUAUUAAAAUUAAUUCGUAAAUAUGUCAUACGAUUGGAUUAGGAAUAAAAUUUCAUAGCAUGACGACUGACAAUGUAAUGUAAAAUUAAUGCAAAUUGCAUACCA